Molecule: messenger RNA, 3043 nt
Organism: Branchiostoma floridae (Florida lancelet)
Lineage: Eukaryota; Metazoa; Chordata; Leptocardii; Amphioxiformes; Branchiostomatidae
Product: retinal rod rhodopsin-sensitive cGMP 3',5'-cyclic phosphodiesterase subunit delta
Exons: 5
Coding region: 176-619 (147 amino acids)
Biological process (GO): sensory perception of light stimulus
Cellular component (GO): cytoplasm
Source: RefSeq, a predicted model, not a curated record
GGCCCGAACUACAUUCAUAAAUUUGGAUGCCAUUUUUGGCGGAAGCAGGAGGAGUGUCUGUGUUUGCCCGAACUUCCCAGCCUUCUCCUACAAACUUACCCCUUAUUUUGGACAUCGUGAGACCCAGUCUCGGAGCACAGAAGUUUGAAGAAGCUUUGAGAGUCAUUUGGUCGCCAUGCCGAGCCGAGCAGAGGAUAUUCUGAACGGGUUUAAACUCAACUGGAUGAACCUGCGUGAUGCAGACUCAGGAAAAAUCCUGUGGCAGGGGAGUGAGGACCUGUCUGUGCCGGGGACUGAGCAUGAAGCACGAGUACCCAAGAAGAUCCUGAAGUGCCGAGCAGUUUCCCGGGAAAUCAACUUCUCGUCCAUCGAACAGAUGGAGAGGUUCCGGCUGGAGCAGAAGGUCCUGUUUAAGGGCAGGGUCUUAGAAGAGUGGUACUUUGAGUUUGGUUUUGUGAUCCCCAACUCUACCAACACUUGGCAGUCCAUCAUAGAGGCAGCGCCAGAGAACCAGAUGAUGCCAGCAAACGUGCUCAGCGGGAACGUGGUGAUUGAGACAAACUUUUACGACAAGGACCUAUUAGUCAGCACGUCCAGAGUACGCCUCUUCUAUGUCUGACCCCCAACAACCAACCAAUCAGUGUUCUCCAUCCAAGUCACCUGACCUCACGACACCUGAUCCAAUCCUGAUGUGUUUAGCUACCAGCCCUUUGCUGUUUUAGUGGGAUGGUGCCGUUUCUGAGGUCAGAUCAUUCCAAUUCACAGAUAGGGUGGGGGUGGGUAGGAUGUAUGGAGCUUUUAAAAACCAUCAGCUGGCAUUCCUUGAAAUUUUUGAUGACAGGGGAAUAAGUAAAGAACUAUACUUUUUUUUACAGCAGCACUAGCUAUUGAUGAUAAAUCCAUUUCCUAGAAAUGUUCCUCCAUUGGCUCAUCUAUUGAUGUUUCUUUCCAUAAUCAUAACACCCAAUGUAUAACCUGACUAUUGAAUACUUGAAUCACUUGGUUAAAAUGGUUCAUGGCUCACUGUGAAUAUCAAAGCAUUUGAUACUUUAAUAGCAUGCUGGUGCAUGGGGGAGAGUGCUUUAUGAAUGGCAAUCUGUACAAAUGUAAACAGCACUGGGAAGCUUUCCUAGCAUGCUUUCUAGGAAAUAGGGAAGACCACUUUGUGAAAUGGUUGCCUAAUUUGUUGUAUACUUAUCAGAAAGGACAUUGUUAGUAACAUACUCUCCAUCAUUUACUGGUAUGGUAAAAAAUACAAUCACAACACCACUCAAUAUUUGGUCUAACUUUAGGAUGUGCUAACGAUGCUCACCAUUUUCUUGUACCAUCAGUAUCAAUAUAAUGUAGGUAUUACUGUUUUGCCACUUUUUAGAAGAUGCUACCGAAUAUACAAAAUGUAUGUGACAUUGCAUCUUUCAUAAUUGUCAUGGCUUACGUUCACAUGUAAUCUGCAAGUACACUAUGUUUUGUAACAAACUGCUUCUGCACACAAGGCUACCAUGUAUUCCAAAGGGAUGGCAUUAGUGAAGUAUCAAAUAAGUACUAGUAUUUCCAGCAGUGUCAUGAAGCUAUGAUGUUGCAGCAAAGGUCACAUAGCUUGUCCAUUUUAUUAGUAGUUUCCAUUGAAAGCUGUAUCACAAGCAGUGUUUGCCUUGUGUAGGGCUCUGCUAUGGUGUAACACAAAUCAGUUCUAAAAGAAAUGCAUGGAAAUCCCAUCGUAUCAGUUUUUCCUGCUGUACAUAUUCUUGCCCAAUGGUACAAAUGGCUAGACACCGUUGGUUUUGAUUUUUAGAAACACUACAAAGUCAUAGUAGGGGGUUAAAGGAUGUAUGAAUGCACUUCAACUCAAAUUCAGCUGUGACUUGCAAUAAUGGCAGCCUUGGGGAAUUUCAGGAAACUGGUAGGUUAUAGAAAGCUAUCCAUGCUUCAUGCAUUCCGAAGAUAAGCUAAUUGACAGUAAAGUACCUUGCAGAGGGUGAGCCAGAAAGAAUUGUUGAGCGGAGCUGAGAAGAAAUGUUGUGUAGAAUUUAAGAUUGGUAUUGCAAACCAGAAGAAAAAGUAAACAAAAUGCUACACACUACAGUAGGACAAAAUACCUUAUAAUCAUACACCAUACAAAAAUUAAUGUUUUAACACAUCUCUUCACCAUGAUUCUUUGAGAUUCAUUUCUUGAUUCCUUAACAUUACAAAGAUUAAGAUGACACAACUUAGAGAAUAAGUAGCACAUAUUUUCAAAGCUGUCAUAAAUUGAAGAUUACUAUUAUACAUGUUGUAGUGCUGCAUCUUUUUGAUGUCGCGAAACGAGUGUGUUAUGACAUGGCAUAAAAAAGUUCAAAAUGGAGAAUGCGACCUAGUUGUCUUUCUAUUGCGAUGCCUCAAAAUUCAGACUUUUUAGUCUUAAGAUAGAGCCGACGUUGAACAUCGUCACUUUUGAGGAUUUUGCUGGAUUUGUAUCUUUAUAUAACUUCUAGAAAUGGUAACGCCCACUGAAAGCCAUUGCAAAAAUAGUUGGCCAAGGAGUCACAAAGACGAGAGAUUGUUACUUUGUAGUAUGAAACUUCUGACGGAUUGCACUUACUGUAGAACUGAUUGUGUUGACUGGCAAUAAGUGUUGCAUACAUGUUCAGAUUGUCAGCCUUCAGUGAUAGAAAUCUGUGUCAUUCUGCUAUGGCAUGCUUUAAUGUCAACAGAACAAGAAGUAAUACUUCUCACAGUAUUUUAAUUCAAAUGAUUUAUAUUGUAACAAAGAGGAGUUGAUGUUAAACAUGUACAACAUUUAGCAUAUGAUUAAUUGUGAAUUGUGAUGUUGAUAUGUAGGUGAUAAAUUGAUAUAUAAUUAUAAUGGGACCAAGAUAUGGUAAAACAAAUUCAAGAAUAUGACAAUUUUUUGAAAUUAUCAGUGAAUGAUUAUGUUUAUGGUAUAUUAUGUGGCAUAUACAUUUUGUGCACUUACUCACUGUCUUUGGAAAAUCCUGUUGUACAUAGUAUUGGCUUGACACAGUCACUGAAUGAUGUGCAUUUAGUAAAGUUGCUGAGUUUACUC